AUGGCCUGGAAACCGCACGAAACUGUGGAGUUGGAACGCGUCUCUGAUGUCAGCGGCGACGAAGAGUCGAGCGGGGGUCGGGAGGACAUGUUUGGCAGUGGAGAUGGCCUGGAACCGCACGAAGCCGUGGAGCUGGGACACAUCUCUGAUGUUAGCGGCGACGAAGAGUCGAGCGGGGGUCGGGAGGACAUGUCUAGCAGUGGAGAUGGUCUGGAACCGCACGAAGCCGUGGAGCUGGAACGCGUCUCUGAUGUCAACGGCGAUGGAGAGCCGAGCGGAAACCGGGAGGGCAUGUCGGUCUCUUCUUUUGAUGGAGGUGUUGAAACACCGGAAGAACGCGUCGAAAGCCUGCCGUCGGACACGAUGCGACCAGACUGGGACGCGGCGCUGGACGGACUCCAGCGGGUCGUGGAGACGGGGGUUGGCGCGGUGAUCGCACCGCAUCUAGAGCAGCUCAACGCCAGGAUCAACGACCUCGGCGCGGACGUGCUCCGCGGGUCGGAGCUCGCCACAAACAUCACGGCAGAUAUGCGGCAUGUGUUGGACGGACAGCGGGAGCUGUCUCACUGCCACCAGCAGCUCGGCACUCUGCAGACGGGCCAGGAGGCGGUCCUGGAGCUACGGCAGGUCGUACAGCAGCUUCAGGCGGACCACAGCGCAAUGAGGACGUCUCAGGGACAGGCGAUCGAGAUUUUGCGGGCCGACCUCUCCGAGCUCCGAAACAAUCACAACGCCCUGUUGUCGAGCAUCGCGGCGCUCAGCAGCGGCCAGCGGGUUAUCCAGGAGCGGCUGACUGCGCUGGGCGCUACCACACAGCGCUGUCCAAACGGCUGGAGUCACAGAGGCGACAGAUGCUACCUGAUCCCUCCCGAGACAACCACCUGGUACCGGGCCCACCGCGCCUGCUCUCUCAUGGACCCCUCGGCCCGGCUGGUGUCCGUGCACGAGCGGAACAAGCAACACGUGACCGCGGUGGUGGCCGCCAGUGACUGUGGCUAUAUUUGGAUAGGUCUGAGUCGAACGGCCGAAAAUGGCUGGGGCUGGAGCGACGGCACGGAACUGGACCACACGAACUGGAGCCCCUCGGAACCCAACAACAGUGGCGGUGCCGAGAACUGUGUGGAGAUCUACGGGCGAAGCACCCUCACCUUGAAAUGGAAUGAUAGAUCCUGUGACGCGAAAAUCUGCUUCAUGUGCCAGAUCAACUUGUCAAAUUAG
This is a messenger RNA of Pollicipes pollicipes, 1218 nucleotides long. RefSeq names its product low affinity immunoglobulin epsilon Fc receptor. Bases 1 to 1218 code for a protein of 405 amino acids. The transcript has a single exon. The record is from RefSeq and is a predicted model, not a curated record. NCBI's taxonomy places the organism in Eukaryota, Metazoa, Arthropoda, Thecostraca, Pollicipedomorpha, Pollicipedidae.